Messenger RNA from Colias croceus (clouded yellow), 3079 nucleotides. RefSeq names its product centrosomin (gene cnn). Gene Ontology annotation, biological process: centriole replication; negative regulation of centriole replication; chromosome segregation. Gene Ontology annotation, molecular function: microtubule binding; transcription cis-regulatory region binding; protein kinase binding. The transcript is spliced from 12 exons. Bases 386 to 2530 code for a protein of 714 amino acids. Lineage: Eukaryota; Metazoa; Arthropoda; Insecta; Lepidoptera; Pieridae. The record is from RefSeq and is a predicted model, not a curated record. Gene Ontology annotation, cellular component: mitotic spindle pole; perinuclear region of cytoplasm; microtubule organizing center.
GUCUACGCCCCUCCUGUAUCCAUCUCUUUUCGUCGCAUCUAAAUCAUAUGUAGUGUUUUGUUUCAACGGCUAGCGGUGGCGGUCGAACAGUCCCGAAUCUCUGACAUCGGCCCUUUUCUGCCCUAAAUACAGUUUCAUCUGGUAGAGAAUCAAAACAAGUGCAAAAUAUUACAGGGAUUUUAUUCAUUAGUUCAGUGAAACAAUAGGGUUGAAUUUCUAUAUUAUAAUAUUUUAAUUGUUACAUAGUGAUAAUGUAGGUACUCUGUUUAUCAGUAAUUGACAAAGUUCAUAGUGCCAGUAGGUACAUUAGUUAUAUUUGUGAUUGUGCAUACCAACUUAUUUUUAUACAAUAUUCUGUACCUAAUGUGAUUGAAAAAAGGAAAACAUGGCUACCUUACCACGAAUGAAUAGUUCUAAACAUGGUAAUAAUCCAAAUAUAUCAUCACCUUUCAGUACCAGCCCGCGAAAAUUACAAGAAAUGACAUUACCUAACCAAGAAGGACAUGAUGUUACAACUGCAAGUGGUAUAAGUAUGAAGCAGUAUGAAGAACAACUAAAUGGAUUGCGAAAAGAGAAUUUUCAACUUAAGUUGCGUAUAUAUUUUCUUGAGGAGAAAUUGGGAAAUGGUUCACCACCCGCUGUCCAGGGUCUAUUAGAACAUAAUGUGAGGCUUCAGGUGGAAGUAGAAGAAUUAAGAAGGCAGUUGAGUGAUAAACAAGAAUUAUUGGCGGCCGCCGCAGAAGCGAUUGACGUAUUAGAGAAUCAGGGAUCGAUUUCUACAGAAGCCGCGGAGGUUUCCAUGAACAACAGUAAUCUAAAAAAAGAAAAUGUAAUUCAGAAGGAUACAAAUGGACAUGAGAAGGCUGAUGAAACCAACCAGGAAUCUGAAUCAGCAAGAGAAAACUUAGCUGCAACAAAUGACGAAAUGGAUCAGCUUACAAGAUUAAGAAAAGAGAAUCGGAAAGCUUUACAAAUGAUAAAAGAAUGCAUGAAGAAGAUUCAACAACAAGACAAAGAAAUAAAAAAAUUGAAAUUGAAUAAGGAACUGACGUAUGCACAUGUGAGUGAUUCCCAAAUGGAGAAAUACGAGGAGAUAUUAAAAUGCAAAGACGAACACAUUAAAGAUUUGGAAAAUAAAGUAAGACAGCUACAAAGUACUGUUGAACAUGGACAAACAAUAGACCCCACUGGAAACUUGCAGCAGAUCCUUACUAAGCGACUUCAGGGAAUGGCUUAUUUUUUGGAUAAACUUUUGUCUCACAAAUGUGUCCUUGGAGAGGAAAAGAAAAAAUUAGCUGAAAGUAUUUUGGAACAAAGCCUUGCUCUUCCAGUUGGAUUAAAACUAGACGAAUCGAUGGCUCCUGAAGAUUUCACUAUGGACGAAAGCAACCUCGAUAUUUCUCAAUCUAUGAGGAUAGAAGAUUUGACCAUGAUGUUUGGCCAUCACUUAAAUUGCAAUGACGAAAAUCAUAGACAUUCCUCUAAAAAGAGAUCAUAUCCUCAGGCUGAUGCUAUUUCCGAGUCUGAGGAUUGGUCAGAGCCAGACAGAAACGUGUCGUUAGCGAGAGUUGGGCUAUGUAAUGCUGGAGUCGAAAGAGAAUCAGCAUCGGACAAUGUAAAGUAUCGGUCUCGAAGAUCACGCGUGUCUUUCGGUUCACGUACUGAAGACCGAAAAACAAACAAUUAUCAAGCAUUAUUAGAUCAAAUUAGUGACUUGACAGAAUAUAACCAAGAGUUGAAAGAUGAAAAUAGAGAACUCAGUGCAAAAUUAGAAACUGCAAUGAAACAAAUUGACGAUCUUGUGAGUGAAAAGGACGAAUUAAAAAUAUAUGUAGAAUCGGAGCAAUGUAAACUUGACAAUGCAAACAGAAAUGUGGAAGAGAUGAAACAAACAUUAUCACUUUUCGAAACCAAAAUAAAGGAUAAUGAGCAGCAGAUUGCAUAUAAUGUGCAAUUAGUAGAAAAGUUACGAUCAGAAAAACAAGAGCUUGAAGCUGCGUUUUUGGAAACUGAACGCUCUCUGCGUCGGGCCGCAGAUGAGGCCACAGUCCAAGCGUCACAGGCUGCCUUGGAACGAGCUCGAGCGCAUCACGACAGAUUGAGGGUGGAAAGAGAACUAGAGGAAACAAGAGAAAAACUCUCUGCCGCUUUAGAGGCUAACUCUAGAUUGGAAAUUGAAAUAACUCGAAAAAUACCAUUAGAGGCGGAUAAUAAAAUUGCUGAGUUUCAUGAUGCACUUAAUUCGGAGGAGGAGCGACCAACAUCCCCAGAUCAAGGUAUAGAUAGUGAUAGAUUGUCAAGUUUGGAACACAAUGAUGCAGUUAAUUUAUCUCCCCGUUCUCUAUAUGAAGAAAACGUUGUGUUGAAACAAAAACUUGCAAGGACUAAAGCGACCCUAGCAGAGACUUUAACACAAUUAAAUGCUGCCAAUAUGCGAAAAAGAAACGUGCAACGGGCUAUUUGUCGUGAAAUUCAUAAAACACAAGGUGUUCUCCGUAAGGCUCGUGAUCAUCUAGAACACCAUAAUUAAAAUUAAAUAAAGAGUAACAUACUCUAAUAGUUACCCAUUAUUUAUAAUGAUUCUGAGAUGAAAAGCCUAAUGAGUACCUCUUUGGACUAAUUUUUAAAUACGGAGGUAUUUUAAAAGUGGCGCAUUUUAAAUCCACCUACUGUAAAUAGUAAAAGAUUUUUUUGAACGAUGGUUGUUUUUAAUUUGUUUAAUCGGAAUUGAAUAUUGAUGAGCACAUGUCGCGAAGUUAUUUUUUUUUUAACUUUUUCACAAAAAUGAUAAAAAUUGGUAUCAUUCCAAAAUUUGGUACCUAGCUCUGUAAGAUGGUUUAAAUACAAAAGUAAUUCUAAUUUGGACACCGAAACUACAAAUUACGAUUUUGAUUAUUGAUAUAAAUAUUAUGUCACUCACAUAUUGUCCCUGGUUCGCGAUUAAUAACGUGUCUAUAGACGGCAUCGGUCUAAGUGGUUGUAAUAAUGUAUCUUAGUAUUAAACGUUAAUCAAGUUGUACUUAUUUAAUUGUAUUUUUUACGACAUUAACUUUUUUAAUAAAAUAUGAAAAAAUAAUAA